UGUUUUUUUCGCAUUUAACUUGUGUAUUUUCAUAUUUAAAAUUUCAUAUUUUCUUUCAUUGACUUCACUUUCAAUUUGUUUUGUUUGUGCUUCACAGUUUUUCCAAUGUGUUUUUCAUUCUUAUUGUUUAUUUACUAAUAAUAAUAUAUUGGGUUGCUUUGUUAAUUUAUAUUUUAUGUAUUCAUUGUUUUCAUUUAUUGUAUAGUGGGUUUCAUUUUUUUUUUUUUUUUUUUUUUUUUUUUUUUACUCUGCCCCCCAUAUUUUUUCAUUCACUUAAAACAUUUUAUUUCUUUUGUCUAGUACCUGUUGACACUUUUCUCGUUCUGUACCAAUGUGUUUAUUUUUUUACAAGUGUAUUGUGUGUACGUGUGUGUGCUCUAUAAUUUCCUCCUCGUGUUUAGAGCAAACGCUUGUGACAUUGUCAAGUAAUCUGUUUGUUGUGCUUUUCCAUGCUCUUGCUGUAUUUAGCAGGCGUCGUCGACAUCAUUGUUGGAUUUCUUCUCCACGUGGUGUUGUUUUAGUAACAAUCUGUUCCCCACGCUCGCACCCCAGCUUAGAUGAUUGAUCUCAAAAGUCUCGAGGUCAGGUGGGUGCGUGAGGUUUAAGAAGAAAACAAUGCCGGUAAAUACUUAAUGUGUAUUUCUGAUCUCCUCACUGUGACCUGCUCAGAUUAUGACCUGUGUGCGUGUCGAGAGAGAUGUGGUGGACUGCUUCGCUUUUCAGUGUUUAAGAGGCGAGUGAGUGGGGAGGAACGAGGAAGUGCUUCUGUUGGCAGCCCAGCUUUUACUUCCUGGAAGCUUUUCAGGUUGCAAACGGGGCUUGCUUGCCAACUCUUCUCCAUCCGCCAUUCCGACAGUAGGGAGGGAAGACCCCCAACUUGUUCUCAUGCAGACGUCAGAUGUCGCCUGCCAAUCCAUACGAAGAGGAGGAAGACGAGGACACUUGAUGAGAAGCGUGGAGGAAGUAGGGGAUUCGCACAUCAACGCCUAGAGUGUCGAUUAGUGGGAGGUGUGGCCGGCCCGAGUUCCACAGCAUAUGGAGCUUCUAAUUGGCUAGAACAGCACAGCUGGACGACACCGGUGCAGUGCAAGGCCUGACCCUCUGCUAAUCAUUCCCACAAUCCUCGGAGCUCCUCCUCCUCCUCGCCAGCGGGUGGGCAGGACGGUCCCCAGGGACCCGGCGAGCACGUGGUCCGGGCUGCCAUGAGACGUCAGCGGCAGAUGGCACCAGCAGCCCCAUGCAUACCGGCUGCUGGCACCAGUGGCAGACAGUCCUGAAGAAGACAGCGAAGAGGAGGAGGAGGAGGAGCAGAGAGGAAGCCUGGGUGUGCUCUUGUCAUUAUUGCUGUCAUCUUUUUGGGGGGCGCAUGAGCGACAGGAGGUUUGGGAACAUGCAGGCUGCACGCUGACCCCCCCUCCCUGCAUGGAAUUAUGUUGACUCUGCCAUUCGACGACGCGCACACGAUGUGUGAGCCACGCUUCGGCGCCAGUUACCCCCGCGGAGGUGCCCCCGAAGAGCGAGCUUCCCCUCGCCCUCCUCACCAUCUCCACGAUGACGACGAAGACGACGACGACGAGCCGUGCAGGUCCACCGGAGACGACGGCGCCUCCUCGGAUCGGGACUACGAGCAAGAGGACGGCGGCCUCCUGCUGCACAAGAAGCGCGGGCCCCGGAAGAAGAAAGCCAAUAAGGAGCCGCACGAUCGCUCCAGGAUGCGGCGGCAGGAGGCCAACGCCCGGGAGAGGAGCCGCAUGCACGGCCUCAACGCCGCCUUGGAGAGCCUCCGCAAAGUGGUGCCCUGCUACUCCAAAACGCAAAAGCUGUCCAAAAUCGAGACCCUGCGCCUGGCUAAGAACUACAUCUGGGCUUUGUCCGAGACCCUAAGCGCCGGCAAGAGACCCGACCUGCUGGCGUUUGUGCAGACCCUCUGCAAAGGAUUAUCGCAGCCCACCACCAACCUGGUGGCGGGCUGCCUGCAGCUCAACGCCCGGAACUUCCUCACCGACCACAACGGGGAAGUGGUGUUCUCCGGGCGCUCUCCGUACGACCCGCUCUACUCCUCGUCCGCCUACCCGGGUUCCGAGGUGAGCGCUCCCACCGCCGGGCACGGCAGCUCCGGCCCGUCGGACCCGGCAGGCAAGCCGUUCCGCCACUACGGCUACUCGGGCGCCUACGAGCCGUCCUACGCGUCCCCGGAGGCCGGCAGCCCGCACUUUGAGAGCCAGCUGAGUCCUCCCGUGAACCUGAACGGCAUUUUCGCUUUCAAGCAUGACGAGCCGCCGGACUACGUCAAAGGGGGUCACCACUACGGGGUGCGCUACUGCGGCGCGAGCGGACGCGCGGCCCUGGCGCACGGCUCCAUGUACCGGGUGGCCCCGGAGGCCCGCUACCCGUACGACCUGCACGUCCGCGGCCAGUCCUUCCAAGCGCAGGGGGAGCUCAACGCCUCGUACCACAAUUAAUUCUGAACAAAGUUCUUCGUCUUUUCCCCUCAGAUCAAAAGUCUGUACUUUGGACGCCGAAGCACAACAAACUUUGACCGUCCGCCACAAGUCAAUGAAAAUGUCCAAAUCCACAUCACAAUUCGUUGUAUGAUUUACGUGUCAUUUGGGGGGUCGUAUUAGGUUAUUAUCAAUUUACAAUUGAGCAAUAACAUAGCAAUGAAGCUAUGCAAAUGGCGGUUAAACAUCUAAAUUGUUCCAGGACAAUUCAAAAUACAUGUGCGUGAGUGUGGAGUCAAUUGUGUUUUAAUAGAGUGACUGUAAAUUAUGAGUACUUAUUUAUUGGUUGAUUUAUUUAUUUAUUUGAGCCUAUUUAUUGACAGUGGAUUAUAUAUGAUAGAAUUAUUGUACAUUUCAAAACAGUGUUAUGUGAAGGAUUUUAUGUUGUUGUUGUCAUCCAUUGGCUUGAGAAGGGGUUUAAUAUUCCCACGUGUCACAUUCCUUAAAAAGGCACCACCGUUAAUAUGCAAUGACAUUCAUUUUGUCAUUUGUUAACAAAUUAUGGCAUUUUGGGGGCGGGGAAAUGGCCAAACCUUUACUCGUUAUGAAUCCAAGUAAUGUUCAUGUUGUGAUGCGCUUGUAUCAUUGACCACAAUUGAAUGAAUAAAUGAAUU
This is a messenger RNA of Syngnathus typhle (broad-nosed pipefish), 3115 nucleotides long. RefSeq names its product neuronal differentiation 6b (gene neurod6b). The transcript has 6 exons. NCBI's taxonomy places the organism in Eukaryota, Metazoa, Chordata, Actinopteri, Syngnathiformes, Syngnathidae. Bases 1431 to 2462 code for a protein of 343 amino acids. The record is from RefSeq and is a predicted model, not a curated record. Gene Ontology annotation, molecular function: protein dimerization activity.